UACACAACAACGACAUACAACCAGUUAUACUCUUUGGAUAUGCGUAACCAUGGCAACUCAAUGCACUCACCAGAGAUGAAGAUUGACAAUCUUGUCGAAGACCUUUCAAUUUUCCUUAGAGAGAAUGACAUCCUGAAGCGCAAACACAAUGAUAACUCAUCUGUAGUCCUCGUUGGACACUCUGUAGGUGGCAAAGUCGCCAUGCUCUACAGUUUAAAACACCAACAAGAUGUUGAUGGACUGGUCUGUGCAGAUGUUGCACCUACCUGUUAUGUUGGAGUACACAAUCAUUCAUCAAAGUUCGAAGCGAUGCUCAAGGCAGCCUCAAUAUUCAAUGACAAUGAUGUUACAAGAUCAAAGAUUGAAGACAUCCUCGAGAGCUACGAACUGGACAAAGGAAAUCGCCUGUACCUAAUGAACAAUCUUGUACAAAAUACAUCCGUCGCUGGCAACAACUUUAGAUGGAGAGUUAACCUUCGUAAUCCAUGUCCACCUCUAACCAAAUACAAACAUCACCAGACACUAUACGAUCACCAAGACGAUAUGUUAAGCUUCCCUUCCGAUGAACGUAUCAAACAACUUUACAAUGACAUGUCGUCUACGACUCAUCUACCUGUAUUCAACAAGCCAGUACUGUUUGUAGGUGGCAAUGACAGUCAUUAUCUGCGGCCUCCUCAUACAUCUAGCAUCAACAAGUACUUCCCAAACCACCAGAUCACCUUCAUACCUGGCGGACACUUUGCUCACGUCCAAAGCUGUAGACAGUUCACUGACAAACUAGUAGAUUAUCUGAACACCAAUGUGGAGCUCCUCAGUCAGUCUCCAGUG
Molecule: messenger RNA, 828 nt
Organism: Acytostelium subglobosum LB1
Lineage: Eukaryota; Evosea; Eumycetozoa; Acytosteliales; Acytosteliaceae
Exons: 3
Cellular component (GO): mitochondrion
Source: RefSeq, a predicted model, not a curated record